This is a messenger RNA of Plasmopara halstedii, 978 nucleotides long. RefSeq lists its product as uncharacterized. The transcript has 4 exons. NCBI's taxonomy places the organism in Eukaryota, Oomycota, Peronosporomycetes, Peronosporales, Peronosporaceae. The coding region runs from base 1 to 978 and encodes 325 amino acids. The record is from RefSeq and is a predicted model, not a curated record.
AUGACGCGCGAAGUUUGGUUCCAGUUGGUUGAUCGAGAAGGAGAAGCGCUGACCUCGGCGAACUUUGUGGACUUACAGGACAAUGCAAAUAUUGCUCGGAUUGCGGCCUCCGACCUCACAGUCUACGCGAACACGAACGGCGCGAAGCAGAAGCUGUCCAAGCUUUCGACUGCCUUGAGUAGAUUUGAGGCUCAUCCUGGAGAUCCGCAAGUUGACUGGACAGUGAUACCGUGCGCGCGGCUGGUCGUCGACGAUGCGGACUCGCUGAUUGAAUUGUCGGCAACGUGCAUCCAUGGCACGGGAAUUGGCCGUCCGGGUCAGUCACCAACCCUCUAUCGUCGACCAGCACUGGUGAAACAAUGGAACGAGAUGAAGAGGUGCUCAAUCCAAACGUAUGCCAUACUUUGGGUCGUUGGCCCUCCUGAAACGAGCAAAUCAUGUACCGCACUCGCGUUCGCGUGCGCACUGGAUCGUUCGCACUGGGAAGUGCCUUGGAUUCACUACUCACGAACUGACAAGCUAUUCAAUUGUGUUUGGCUUCAUGAAAACGAGAAAACGUUUUGUGUGAUAAAAGAAGAGACGAUCGAGCGCGAUCUGCCAGCGGUCCUGAAUGGCACGACGCAGACCCAGCCAACGACUGUGUUUCUGGACGGACUGGUUUGUGCUUGUUCGAUGGUAAUUCUUGGUAAAAAAUUUCGUGCUUCAGAUUAUCCACCAAUUCCAACGCAUGUCAACAUUGGCAAUCACCAUUGCUCAUUCAUAUCACCGUCGGCAGAUGUAGAUAUGGAGCAAAGAGCAGGCAACGACGAUGUUGAGAUGAAAGCAAACGAAGACGACGAAGACGUGGACACCGAGAUGAUGUUCAAACUGGAUUCAUGGCGGUUCGAGGAAUACGCCAAUGCAAUCUCGAAAUUCGCGUUUUACAACCGCGUCGUCAACAUGUUCCAUUGUCCGGUCGAAGGAUUGCAAGUUGGCUAG